AGAAAGGUAUUUUCGUUUCAUUGAGCUUUUUCAUUAACCAAAUUUUGAGAAACCUUUUUUUCUCUCUCUCUCUCUCUCUGAAACUCAAAGCCCUAUUGCGUAUUUUGCAAUCGACCCCAAUAAUGGCCAACAGUAACCUUCCUCGAAGAAUCAUCAAGGAAACACAGCGUUUGCUCAGUGAGCCAGUUCAUUCCAUGGCAUCGAAAAAGAAGCAAUCGGAAGGAAUCGCUUUAUUAUCCAUGUACAACGAUAACAGUGACGACGAAAUGGAAGACGCCGAAGAAGAAGAAGAAGAGAACGUGAUGCGCGAAGAGGAGCAAGAUGAGGCCGCUGAACAAGUGGCGGAGGAAGAUUUGGCAGCCGAUACGGAUAGAAUGACGGUUGCUGAUUCCGGCAACGAGGUAGCCGGUGAUGGUUUUACUCCGACAGAGAGGAGUUGGACGCCAUUGCAGGAGCAACUAAAGGUUGAAUUGAGGAGCAGUAGAAGUGCUACGCUUACGAUAGUUGAUUAUGGUCACGAUGAAGUAGCAAUGUCACCUGAACCUGAGGAUGGAGAGAUAGAUGGUAGUGGUAGAGUCAUGUUUGGGGAUCAACUUCAUGUAACCAAUGGUGAUUUGUUGGAUAGAACAUCAUCGGGAACAGUCCAAGUUUUGACACCUAAUAAUCAAGCUAACACUCCCCAAUUUUCCGAGACAUUGAAAUCUGAUGCCUUGUAUAAUGACGACAUGAUUAGGCCUGAUGAUGCAGAGGUUGAAGGAGAAGCAGAUCAUGAUGAGGAUAAACCUGUAGAUCCAUUGGAUAAAUUUCUUCCUCCUCCACCCAAAGUUAAAUGCUCAGAAGAGCUACAAAGAAAAAUAAAUAAAUUUCUGGAGUAUAAGAAAGCUGGAAAAAGUUUUAAUGCAGAAGUUCGCAACAGGAAGGACUAUCGAAACCCUGACUUUUUACUGCAUGCUGUAAGGUACCAGGAUAUUGAUCAAAUAGGGUCUUGCUUCAGUAAAGAUGUAUUUGACCCUCAUGGAUAUGAUUCAAGUGACUUCUAUGAUCAAAUAGAAGCUGAUAUGAGGCGGGAAAGUGAUAGGAAAGAGCAAGAGAAGAAGAAAGCCCAAAACCAGAAGGUUGAUUUUACUUCUGGGGGUACGCAACCAGGAAUUAUGCUUGGUGCUCCCAGGAUCAGCAUGCCUGUUACAGGUGGCUCUGCUGCUUCUACAGGUGGUUUGCAUCUGGUGCCUCCUGCAGUUGAUUCUAUUAAUCGGGAUGGUAGACAGAACAAAAAAUCUAAAUGGGACAAGGUGGAUGGUGAUCGAAAAAAUCCUCUGCCCUCUGUGGGGCAGGAUUCUGUAUCUACAGCUGGGUCUCAUGCAGCAAUUUUAUCUGCUGCUAAUGCUGGCGGUGGAUACAUGCAAUUUGCGCAGCAAAAACGACGAGAGGCAGAGGAGAGAAGAUCUAGCGAAAGGAGGUUGGAAAGAAGAUCGUAAGCCAUUCAUUUUGUUCUGUUGUAACAGACAUUGUUGUAAGCGGUGGUUGAGAUUUCUCUGCAUUACAUUUUUGCUUGUUUGUUAUUUCGGCAACGAUAAGAGACACUGUAUAUUCUCAGAAAUGAAAAGAAAUUUACUGUUUCA
Molecule: messenger RNA, 1619 nt
Organism: Trifolium pratense (red clover)
Lineage: Eukaryota; Viridiplantae; Streptophyta; Magnoliopsida; Fabales; Fabaceae
Exons: 10
Coding region: 123-1475 (450 amino acids)
Biological process (GO): regulation of DNA-templated transcription
Cellular component (GO): nucleus
Source: RefSeq, a predicted model, not a curated record